Molecule: messenger RNA, 4549 nt
Organism: Neodiprion fabricii
Lineage: Eukaryota; Metazoa; Arthropoda; Insecta; Hymenoptera; Diprionidae
Gene: Nmdar2
Product: glutamate receptor ionotropic, NMDA 2B
Exons: 19
Coding region: 674-4072 (1132 amino acids)
Biological process (GO): modulation of chemical synaptic transmission; synaptic transmission, glutamatergic
Cellular component (GO): postsynaptic membrane; plasma membrane
Molecular function (GO): NMDA glutamate receptor activity; transmitter-gated monoatomic ion channel activity involved in regulation of postsynaptic membrane potential
Source: RefSeq, a predicted model, not a curated record
UAGCUCUGUCGGCGGUUUCUGUGUCGCGUAGGGUUAACUUUAAAAGAUUUGCAAAAGCCCAGUGGUGGAUUUAACCAUGUUGUUAAAAAAAAAGUCAUCCAGUAUACUCAUUUACUAAAAACGUGUUGCAGUGUCAGUUGUUUUGCUACAGACGUAACAUUUUUCUGUUGUCAUUUUGCUUAUAAUUACAUGAUCAUUAUUAUUAUGGUUGUUAUUAACCUUGUUGAGAGUGUUAUGAACGAUAACAUUAGUAUUUCCAAAUAUGAGAAACUAAUUGAAUGACUGUAGUUUACAGAAAUACUGAAUACGUUUAUAUUGAUUUUGUCUCGGGUUGGUAUCAGAACGUGAGUAUAGUGAUUAUAACGUGCAGUGAAAAGUUUUAAAUACUGUCAACAGUCGAGUUAAAGAUAUUCAAGCACGUAAAGAUGCGUACAUCCAGUAGUUAAACUGCACGUCAGUAUUUGUGGCAAGCAAUGACCAGCAAGUGAGGAUUUUUCCAAGCCAAUUGCGAUAAGUACGGAAAUUUGACCAACACAUCGAAGAAGAGGACAUCUUAUCAACCCAGUCAUACCAAUCAUGCUUAGUGGAUUCAAUCACAGUUUGAAGAUAGGUACAGCUUGAAUUGGAUAUUACGAAAAAGAUAUUCAAGUUCAGUCAUUCUGACCGCGAAAAAAUGAGGGUCACUUCCGGUAUUCUUUUGUUCUCAUUCGGGUUUGUUGCCUUCGUAUCAACACGAGACAAUAGUAUAAUGCGAGUUGGAAGUGGCAUCAAGAUUGGGACCAGUGAGAAAGGAUCUGUGAGAGGUGGUAGCUUUGGUACUAGUAGGGUACGUACGGGUAUUCGAAUUGGUGACGCUAGGAUUCAUAAUGGAUCCGCGCGGCAACGAAUAGUUCAGCCGAUUGAAUCAACGGAAGUCCCUCAACUUAUUACUACAUUUUCAUCAGCAACUAAUCAGGAUGUAAUGAAUAACUUGACGGUGGGGAUGAUUGUCCCUUACAAAUCUUUUGGGACAAGAGAAUACACCAGAGCGAUAACGUCAGCCUUAACUUCACUGCAAAGAAGUACAAGAGGACCGAAACUGGGGCUGUUCCAACGAUAUGACAUUCGUGUCAGGAUUGCGAUGAAGCCACUGACACCGAGUCCAAUAGCAAUAUUAAACUCUUUGUGUAAGGAGUUCCUCUCCGUCAACGUCUCGGCUAUCCUGUACCUUAUGAAUUACGAACAAUACGGCAGAAGCACCGCAAGUGCGCAGUACUUCCUGCAGUUGGCUGGUUACUUGGGAAUUCCAGUGAUUGCUUGGAAUGCAGACAACUCUGGACUUGAAAGGAGAGCAUCACAAAGCAGCUUACAGCUGCAACUGGCUCCAUCACUGGAACAUCAAACCGCAGCUAUGUUGAGCAUUCUAGAGAGAUACAAAUGGCAUCAGUUCAGCGUCGUGACCUCACAGAUUGCCGGACAUGAUGAUUUCAUUCAAGCCGUCCGAGAGCGAAUUUCCGACAUGCAGGAUACUUUUAAAUUUUCAAUUUUGAACGCUGUGUUAGUGACAAGACCAGAAGAUUUGUCAGAGCUGGUGAAUAGUGAGUCGAGAGUGAUACUGCUUUAUUCGACGCGCGAUGAAGCUAUCCAAAUACUGAAGGAAGCAAGAAGGCGAAAGAUUACAGGCGAAAACUACGUUUGGGUUGUGACGCAGAGUGUUAUUGAAAAUUUACAAACAUCACAACAUUUCCCUGCUGGCAUGCUUGGUGUUCACUUUGAUACAAGCAGUACGAGUCUGGUGAAUGAGAUCGCAACUGCAAUACGAGUCUUCGCCUACGGUGUUGAGGAUUUCGUCAGUGAUCCAAUUAACGCUAAUCGAAGUCUCAAAACACAUUUGAGCUGCGAAGGCAAUGGCGACUCACGGUGGAACACUGGUGAUACGUUUUUCAGGUAUCUGAAAAAUGUCACCGUAGAAGGUGAUCAAGGCAAACCUAAUGUAGAAUUUACACAAGAUGGAGUUCUGAAGGCCGCUGAACUAAAGAUUAUGAAUCUUCGACCAGGGGUCAACGAACAACAGCCACUAUGGGAGCAGAUUGGAAUAUGGAAAUCCUGGCAAAAAGAAGGGCUGGAUAUCAAGGAUAUAGUUUGGCCCGGUGGCUCCCAUACUCCGCCGCAAGGGGUGCCUGAAAAAUUUCAUUUGAAAAUUACUUUUUUAGAAGAGCCACCCUACAUUAACUUAGCUCCACCAGAUCCCAUUACUGGAAAAUGUCUGAUGGACAGAGGCAUUCUGUGCAGAGUUGCCAAGGAAUCUGACAUAAAUGGUAUUGAUAUAGCAGAGGCACACCGGAAUGAGAGCUUCUACCAGUGCUGCAGUGGCUUUUGCAUUGAUCUGCUCGAAAGAUUUGCUGACGAACUUGGUUUUAUUUACGAGUUGGUCAGAGUGGAGGAUGGUAGAUGGGGCACUUCAAAGAAUGGCAAGUGGAAUGGACUAAUUGCUGAUCUGGUUAACCGAAGAACUGACAUGGUAAUGACUUCUUUGAUGAUAAAUUCUGAGCGGGAGGCAGUGGUUGAUUUUACAGUACCCUACAUGGAGACAGGAAUCGCAAUUGUGGUAGCCAAACGAACGGGCAUUAUUUCACCGACAGCGUUCUUAGAACCAUUCGAUACAGCUUCCUGGAUGCUGGUGGGCUUGGUCGCUAUACAUGCAGCCACGUUGAUGAUAUUUUUAUUCGAGUGGCUGUCUCCCUCGGGAUUCGACAUGAAGAUAAAUCCACCCAACUCACCGCAAAAACCGUUACCCGUGUCACAAAUGAACACAUCGCUAAAUCACCGGUUUUCACUGUUCCGGACUUAUUGGCUGGUGUGGGCGGUUCUCUUUCAAGCAGCUGUCCACGUUGACUCCCCUAGAGGAUUUACUGCUAGGUUCAUGACUAACGUCUGGGCAAUGUUUGCUGUUGUAUUUCUUGCAAUCUAUACUGCCAAUUUGGCAGCAUUCAUGAUCACCCGAGAAGAGUUUCACGAGUUUACUGGCGUCGAUGAUCACCGACUAGCGAAACCAUUUUCACAUAAACCGAUGUUCAAGUUUGGGACCAUUUCCUGGAGCCAUACAGAUAGCACAAUAUCCAAAUACUUUAGAGAAAUGCAUACUUAUAUGAAAGCCUUCAACAAGACUACCGUGUCCGAAGGAAUCGAAGCUGUGAUCAGUGGAGACAUGGAUGCCUUUAUCUACGAUGGAACCGUACUUGACUAUCUGGUAGCACAGGAUGAAGAUUGUAGACUUCUCACCGUCGGUUCCUGGUAUGCCAUGACAGGAUACGGCAUCGCUUUUCCAAGGAACUCAAAAUAUGUACAAAUGUUCAACAAAAGGCUCCUGGACUACAGAGAAAACGGUGACUUGGAAAGAUUGAGACGAUACUGGAUGACGGGAACUUGCAAACCCGGAAAGGAAGUUCAAAAGAGCAGUGAUCCUCUAGCCCUGGAACAGUUCCUGAGCGCGUUUCUUCUCCUUAUGUGUGGAAUUCUAUUGGCAGCAUUGUUACUUUUACUGGAGCACCUCUAUUUUAAAUAUGUUCGGCAUCAUUUGGCGAAAAGUGAUAGAGGUGGUUGCUGUGCUCUUGUGAGUUUGAGUAUGGGAAAGUCCCUGACGUUCAGGGGCGCAGUCUACGAGGCACAAGACAUCCUGAGAUAUCACCGUUGUCGGGAUCCAAUUUGUGAUACUCGUACUUGGAAAGUGAAGCACGAACUGGACAUGGCACGAAUGCGAAUACGUCAAUUGGAAAAAGACCUCGAAAGUCAUGGAAUUAAACCGUCUCAAAUCAAGAGCAAACCGACAAAGCUCAGCUGGUGGAGAGGAUGCCUUCCGACAGCGGACUAUUCUACACACGACUCACUAUUUGCAAUGGCAGCCACCCGUUCGCUACCGCCGUACUUCAAUCCAUUCGUCAACGCUGUGGAAGUGGCCACCCCAAGGGACAUGACGAGGAAUCAUAUAGCAAGCACAGAAUACGCCGGACAGUUUCUGCCAACGGAGAUUUACAGGAUAUUCGACGAAGAUACAUCGAGGACGGAAGUAGCAGAGAUGGAAACAGUUCUGUGAUGUUCGGACAAAAAUGACCAUUUCACCGACAACAACGCUUGUACAUGACAACACCUUUAACAGAAUACUGAUUUAUUAUGAGUAUUCCUACGCAAAGUUGAAGAAGGUGUUGGGUUAUCUCUGAUUAAGAAAUUGAUUAAAAAACUACUUAUGUUAAAUCAAUUCUUACGACUUGAAAUACUAUAGAAGAAGUUCUAUGAAUCAUGUCAAAGAAUCAUUUUUGAGAAGUUAGUGAACGCGUAAGUGGCGGAGAUUGUCUUCCACUUCUUAACUUAUUGCACUUUUUCAGGACAAUCCCGGAGGAUAAGAAGUAUACAUGUCAAAUGUAUCAGAAAAUAUGUGUGGCACAUAUUGUAAGAAUGACACAUUAUACGUAACAACCGCAUAUCGUGUACAUUGAAGAUCUAUGAAAAAUAAUUUCAAUGGAAACGAGAGUGAUUAAACAUUCAUGUAUCUAUAACAUAUAUCUCAGUUAUA